Messenger RNA from Hylaeus anthracinus, 3188 nucleotides. Its product is annotated as arginine-glutamic acid dipeptide repeats protein-like. Gene Ontology annotation, molecular function: transcription corepressor activity; histone deacetylase binding. The transcript is spliced from 5 exons. The record is from RefSeq and is a predicted model, not a curated record. The coding region runs from base 1740 to 2531 and encodes 263 amino acids. Gene Ontology annotation, cellular component: nucleoplasm. NCBI's taxonomy places the organism in Eukaryota, Metazoa, Arthropoda, Insecta, Hymenoptera, Colletidae. Gene Ontology annotation, biological process: negative regulation of transcription by RNA polymerase II.
AAAUGUAAUUCUGUAUCUGAAGGUGAUGUUGAAAACUGUAGGACAGAGGUUUAAUCUCAUUCUUGAGAUUCAUAAAGAAAUUUGAAUUCGUUUAUGAUCAUUUGAUUCAUUCUCAACGCACUCGUAUCCUAAGCAGUGAUGUAAGAAUGAUUGGAGCUGUUUAAACAGGGAUUUCUGUGCACGUAUCAGUAGCUAUUUUCACGUAAUAGCGAGCGUUACUUAUUCUUCAGCUUACAGUAUUAUUUUCAUACGGUGACGCGGCGAGUUUAUAGACUUCUGCACUGAGAACAAUCUUUGUACAAAUAACGUGAAUCAUGGAGAGGCUCAGAGACCUUCCAGGGUAAACGAUCUAUGAAAAUAAGUAAGAGAAAGAAACAACGCAGAGGAACUUCUCUAAGAAAAACUAAAACCUCUUUGGCUUUAUUUCCGAUUGUCUAGUCUUUAAGCAAUUAGAUGUUCUAAGUUAUCAAUUCUUGCCCCCUAAUUUUAAUACAUACGUAUGUGUAAACCUCUAGUUGAAACAUGUUCUCGCCAAUAUGCAUAUACAUUUUUCUUUUUGUACUUUUUGAAGUACCAGUAUCUGUAUAAAUGUAAACAGUAGAUAUUAAAACCGUCGGCUUCAUACAUCACAUAUUGGAAUAAUAGCAAUUAAAAGGUUACUUCCUGAACAAUAUGAUGUAAAUUUCAAGUGAGAAUUAUUAUUUCCUUUUUACAUUAAGGAGUGGAGUAUUCUUCAAAAUAAAAGGUAGAGAAAAAAAAACUGACGAAAAUAUUCAAUCAUUGUGAAGAAUUCACCAUCGUCCAAUCGCCAAUUUUUUGUUAAUACUUUUAUAUAUGCUAUCUAUACAAAUAAGAAUAUUAGAUACUACAAACUGUGCUUCGUGUACCGAUUGCAUGAUAUUGACUUCAAUUAAUCAAUUUCAAGAGAGUAAGAAAUUAAAUUAUUAUUUUCUUCUCGACAUUACUAAAAUUCGAAAUUCUUCCAAGUUUCUGUAGUAGUAUUAUAAACAAAACAAAACAAAAAAAUAGACAAAUAGGAUUGAAUCGUCAUCGAGCAUCUACAGUGUAUCCCAUAAAAUACAAAUCAGUAGAAAUUGCUCCAAAGAAGAGGAAAAAUUAGCAUAAUCAUCUAGCGACCGAAAACGAUUAAAUAACCAUAACGAAUCGAUAACAUGUUCCGUAAGGAAAUUUCUGAAAAUCCCCCGUCGUUGCGUAUCCUCUGGAGCUUAUCUUAUCUCACGAAUUGACACGGUGCCUCUCGCCAGAGCUCUCCGUUGUUCACUUCAGUUUUCUUCUUGGGGCUCGUGCGGCUCGACAAUAAUUCAUUUGUGAAACUAUGUUAAAUAACCAAAAAUUACGACGAAGAGGAAAAAGGAAAGAUACAUAGUUACAUCUCUUCAUCGAGGAGAGAGGGAUCAGAGAUUUGUGCACGUUAUUCAGAUCGUUCUAACGUCGAUAAAACAUUUGAUUACAUUCUGAAGUACGUGACUUCAUCUCCCUAGAGCCUUCUCGCUGCAGGAUUCUGGUAUUAUCUGGCGUCCUCCUCCCAAAGAGGGUCCUUUCUUACAGGUAGAGUGGAAGGGGAGCGUGGGGGGUGGGGGUGAACUGUGACAAACCCUCCUCUUGAGGGGGUGGUUGUCGCAGAUCCUAUUAAAGCGGACCCGAAGAUUACCUUCAUCAUUAACGUCUCCAACUCGGAAUCGUUACCUUCGAGAAGCAAACGGAAACUUGGCAAUUCAAUGGGUGUUCAUAAAGUUAUGGAAAAGAAGAGGCUGGACUGCCCCAUGACUUGCAAAACCGAAAACACGGACGAGGGCUACCUGGAGGCCGCCGCCGAGAUCCCAGAGUGUCGAGAGUCGAUCAAUCUGGACACCGACUACAGAGAUUUCCCAGAGGAGAAAAUUUGGAGUCCUAGCGACGAGGUGAACCAAUGGAUUCCGUUCUACGUCUUCAUGGCUCGCUCCGUUCUGACGUUCGUUCAAGAGAAUCUCGGUAUACCCAAUCGGGAGGCCAUGGAGAAUUCCUGCACGGGUUACGCGGAACAAUAUAUCACAGAUAUUCUCCACGACUCCGAAUAUAUGCCGGAAGUCGCCCUGAAGACCCUCCUCACGAAAGAAUUACCUCGCAGGCUGUUCUCAAGAUGGACCAGCGACGAAACGGAACUCUUCAUUCAGGGGAUUGUCAGGCAUGGAAAGAAUUUUGCGAAUAUACAGAGAGAUCUACUGCCUCGGAGGGACAUGAAGGACAUCGUAGACUUUUACUACUCGUGGAAAUGGUCGGAUUCUGGAAAGGAACUGAGAGUCUGUCGUCGCCAACGUCGUCCAAGAAUGACGCACAACUUUCCGUCAAUCAGUUGUAUAUUUGGAGAGCUGUCGUCCCCGAAAAUUGUCACACGCAGCGUGACAGCCGCUGCUAGGAUCCUUUCUCUUCCGAAGAGUAACCAAAGUCAGUUGCUGGUCGUCGCAAGAACCACUAAAAGGACGACCCUAGUCGCGAAGAGGAAGCGAAAGAGCUCGGCAGCGACUCGAUGAUGGGACUCGUAUCUUGACUGAUAAGCAGAAUCCACUACCACUGAUGGGCAGAAUUCUUAUCGAGAUAAACAUUUCAAAUAACGAGUGACAGAUAAACUAUUUAUCCGCGACUCGUUGAGUAGAAAGUUUAAUUUAAAUUAUAGAGUGGAAUAUUUCACAAUGUACAAAUUAUAAUUUAAUUGUUCUCCUCGCGAAGGAGUGGGGAGUGCUGAAAAGCUAUGCAUAAAAAUCCUAGAAUUGUUUAACAGUUGUAAAAUAAUGAUAGCGUCGGAUUCAGUAAUUAAAUCAUAAGUCGAAUUUUUGUAAUUGCCAUCAUGUUUGUAGAUAUAAUUGUAAGUAUUGUAUGUAAUUGAUUAAGUAUAAUCUUAAGACACGAAGUAUGGACAAUGCUCUCGAACCACGUGCUUUCGGUAAAAACAUCUAAUAUUGCUUUUAUUAUUCACCACUAAGCUGCCUUGAAAAUACUCUCAAUGUUCUAGACGUCUUUACCUAAAAAACUCCAUUUUUUCGAAAAUUAAGUCGAGUUGCUACUUAUGACUUUACACGUGUCAUUUUUUGGUAGAACGGAACGAUCCUGCAAAAUCUCAUUUAAGGUGGUUCUUUCCCAAUUGUAAUAGUUAAACCAAAUCUCAAAUACAGAAGGUAUUAAUAAUGAUA